AUGGCCGGAGUGCGCGAGAAGCAAGAGGCUCCGUUUGGGGAAUCUGACACGUUCAAGCCCGAACACAAUGUCGACCCGGAGCAGCAGAGGCGCUCCUCGGUCACCAGCGUCCAAGGGCGCAAGAUGAGCAGGAUCGGGCCUCCGCCCACAAGACUGGCUUCACUGCCCAGUGACUCGGAUGCUGUAGAUGACUAUAGUAAACUGGUCCAGAUGGAGGCCGACGAUGCUAUCAAGUACAGAACUUGCUCCUGGCAAAAGACUGCUGCCUUGCUCUUCUCCGAGUACAUUUGCCUGGCCAUUAUGUCGUUUCCUUAUUCAUAUUCCGUGCUGGGUCUCGUUCCGGGUCUCAUCCUGACUGUGGUUCAAGCCGCAUUUGUUCUCUACACCUCUCUAGUUGUCUGGGAAUUCUGUUUGCGCCAUCCCGAGACAAAGGACGUCUGCGACAUUGGUCAGAUGCUUUUCUGGAACUCCAAGUGGGCAUGGUAUUUCACCGCCAUCAUGUUUCUCCUGAACAACACUUUCAUUCAGGGUCUCCAUGUUUUGGUCAUUUCCCGGUAUUUGAACACGAUGAGCGGUCACAGCAUCUGCACCGUAGGCUUUGCCGCCAUUGGCGCUGUCGUGUCCUGGGUUUGCUCCAUGCCGCGCACAUUCAACGCUCUCUCGAAGUUGGCUCUUUUUUCGGCCUUUUUCACUUUCGUCAGUGUCAUCCUCGCCGCCGCCUUUGCGGGUGCCGAAGGCAAGCACGGCACUGCCGGCUACAACCCCGACCCCAACCAUAUCAACGCCGCGGGUCAGAAAGUUGGCGGUGAACCGCUGGUCUUGGCUAUUCCGCUCGCCGGCACCACGUUCGUUUCCGGGAUGAACGCUUUUUUGAAUAUCAGUUACACUUUCAUCGGCCAGAUUACCCUGCCGAGUUUCAUCGCCGAGAUGAAGAACCCCUACGAUUUCCGCAAAGCGAUCUGGAUAGUUACCAUCUGUGAGAUUAUCGUGUUUAGCUUGGUUGGGGGUAUUGUGUACGGCUAUACCGGGACACAAUACAACACCGCGCCGGCCUUUGGUUCCCUGGGCAACGAUAUAUAUAAGAAGGUGUCCUUCUCCUUCAUGAUUCCAACGCUGAUCUUCCUCGGCGUGUUGUAUGCCUCUGUCUCCGCUCGCUUCGUCUUCUUCCGAAUCUUCGACGGUACAGUCCACAAGACCUCGCACACCGUGGUCGGCUGGGCCUCCUGGGCGGCAAUCCUCGCAGUGACCUGGAUCGUCGCAUUCAUCAUCGCUGAAGUCAUCCCCUUUUUCUCCGAUCUGCUGUCCCUUAUGAGUUCCCUGUUCGAUAGCUUUUUCGGCUGGAUUUUCUGGGGUGUGGCAUACCUCCGCAUGCGAAAAGCCGACCUGGGCCCAGGGUUCUAUCGCAAACGCGGGAUCCGGGGAUGGGUCGGCUUCUUGAUGAACAUUUUUAUCAUCAUCGUGGGGGUUUACUUUUUGGGAGUGGGCACCUAUGCGUCUGUGGACAGUAUAAUCCUCGAUUACAAAGCCGGCAAUGUCAGGGGUGUCUUCACAUGUGCAGACAACGCGGUGUAG
Molecule: messenger RNA, 1572 nt
Organism: Capronia epimyces CBS 606.96
Lineage: Eukaryota; Fungi; Ascomycota; Eurotiomycetes; Chaetothyriales; Herpotrichiellaceae
Exons: 6
Coding region: 1-1572 (523 amino acids)
Biological process (GO): amino acid transmembrane transport
Cellular component (GO): vacuolar membrane
Molecular function (GO): amino acid transmembrane transporter activity
Source: RefSeq, a predicted model, not a curated record